GGCGGAGCCAGGCCGAUGCGGCUGGUGGCCUCGCUUCGGGAGCAGGGCGGCGGCGAGGAUGAGGGGAGUCGCUUCGUGGUCCCUCGUGCUCCUCGCGGGGCUGCUCCCGGCGCUGUCGGGGCUGAAGCUUCUCCUCAGCGCCCCGCCGCUUUUCAACUGUUCGCAGCCGGGUUUACGUUGUCGUGUACUAAACAGUACCUGCCUGGAUGAGAGCUGGUUCCGUUCUUCGAAAUGGACUCCUUCAGCCCCAAGUUCUGUCGAAGUGUUUAUUGAUACCUUCUUUGGUGAAAAUGGGAAAUUGGUCCCUGUGCUGAAGAUAGAGUGGAAAGUGGCUACCGAUGCAAGCAUCAUAUACCUCAGAGGAGUGGAAUUGGCUGUACUCCAAGUAAGCAGUAACCGGAAGAUUUGCGCUCAAUUUGACUUUCAAAAUAACUUGUCAUUCCAAGUCCGUCCAGACGGCGGGGGCCGGUGGAAUUUCUCUUUCAACCGUUUUGAGGUACAGCCAGGCCAAAUGUACCACGUAACUGUCCGUCAUUUGCCCCAAUUAAGUACUCCAGGGGACCAUAACAGGAAAUCAGUGUCAUUCACAGUACCAGAUUGCACAAAUCCUACCAUGAGAAAAACAGAACCAUGUCUGCAAAUAGGGAGUUUGUGGGAACCCAGAAUUAAUGGAACAACCCUAGGCGAUCAUUCUGUCUUGGUGACCUUUGACCCAGCAGUGAUGCCCGCCAGCUAUUUUAUCCAUGUAAUCAGUCUUCAGGAGGAUGAAAAGGAGUGUAAGAAGGCCACAGAAAGAAUCACAGAGAAGGGUCUGCAGCAGCGCCUGAAUGUGACAGUCAAGCUGGAAAAGAACUUGAAGAUUUGUUGCAAAUACAAAGUGCAGAUCCAACCACUGUUUCCUGCCUGUGCCAUAGACUGUAUGAGGCACUCAUUUUCAAUCCCGUGUCCUCCUCUGCUAUCAUCAUCAUCAUCAUCAUCAUCAUCAUUAUUAUUAUUAUUAUUAUUAUUUUCAGCGGGGCUGCCUUGGACCCACACUAUCAUCUGCAUUUUGUUAGUUGGUUCAGCUGUUGCUUCGGCAAUCUGUCUUACUCGAAGACAAAAAGAAUUAAAUUCUGGGGCAAAAAUUUGUGAUGCUGAACACCAUGAUGUCAUCCCUAUGUUACCAUCUCCUCCGCCCCUGAAGCCACGUACAGUUUGGAUUGUGUAUUCUGCUGAUCAUAAGCUCUAUGUAGACAUUGUAUUGAAAUUUGCUCAAUUCAUGAUCACAGUGUGUGGUACGGAGGUUAUCCUAGACCUGCUGGAUGAGCAUCAGAUAUCCGAGAUGGGGGCAGUAUGCUGGCUUACUCGGCAGAAACAGAAAAUGGAAGCACUCUCUUCAAAGAUCAUCAUCUUGUGCUCCCAGGGUACUCGAGCAAAGUGGCAGGCUAUGCUUGGGCAUGAGGAAGCAGCUGUACGUCUUAAGCAGGAAAACCUGCUGCCAGCAGGGGACAUGUUCACUCCAGCACUGAAUCUGAUUUUACCAGACUUUAAACAGCCAGCUUGCUUUGGACUGUACUUAAUCUGCUAUUUUGAGGGCAUAAGCAGUGAGAGUGACAUUCCAGACCCAUUCCAUGUCACCUCCAAAUACCAGCUGAUGGACAGGUUUGAGGAAAUUUACUUCCUAAUCCAGGAUCUUGAAAAAUUUGAGCCAGGGCGAAUGCAUCAGAUCCCAGCAAUCUCACCUGAAAAGUAUACUGAAAGCCCCUGUGGCAAACAGCUGAAGGAGGCAUUACAAAAAUUCCAGAAAUGGCAGGCUGAGCAUCCAGAUUGGUUUAAAAGUGAAUGUGCCUGCUAUGAGGGUGAAGAUGAUCUGCAGUCUCUGAGUGGGGAACUCACUGAAGAAUUAAUAUUCCCGAGGGAAUGUAUUCUCAAAAAACAACUGCUUCCAAAGGAACCUGACCCCAAUAGCUGUUGCUUGGUCAAUCUCCAGGUUAAUGAAGAUGACUUGGGAGCAUAUAAAUUGAAACCUCAGCUUCUACCACAAGCAGAUGUAGCAUUCCAGACUGUGGUCACUCCUGCUGAGACACCUUCUGUUCAGGUGGUUAAGCCAGAUGCCCUUACAGAAGAAAAAGAGAUACUCAGUCAUAAACUGUUGACCAAUGAAGAUUGGCUAGAAAGAGGACCCAUGGUAGAAGCUAGCAUCCCAAGAAGAAAUCAUGUCAUUUUUCAAGAGGAUUUAUCCUCAGAUCUCCAGCCCCUGCCAGCUGAUGUAAAGCAACAACUGGAGGGAUUGAUGUAUUCCCUCUAUCAACAAAGUAUCAUCCCCUCUGAUAUGCCCCUAUGCCAAGAAGGUGUUAAUGAGCAGCAACAGCUGGUGUUUGAUGAGUCUUGCAAAGUUCAGAGACAGUCGGUACAAUCAGAUCAGGGUUAUAUCUCCAGAUGUUCUUCUUCACCUUCUGAUAGCCCUGCUGAACAGGAGGAGGAAGAGAACCAAGAACAGGAAGGAUAUUGGUCUGGUGGGCAUCUCACUACAGAUGUCUUAAGUAGUCUAAAACGUCUUCAGCAGCAGUUGCUUUUCCAAGAUAUUCAGAAAAACUGUAGCUGAGGUCACUUGGGAGAGGGAAGGGAGAAUUUGCUCUAUGUUCAUGAAACAAUUAGUGACUGUUGGUUGGGUUGUACAGCAUCCAACCUGAACUAAAUAGCAGUCUGCUGAUUAAUUGAUGAUAUAAACUGCCCCUUAAAAGCAUAGGGAUAGCCACAGAAGAUCAGGAGAAUUCUCCUAAUAUUCCAGAAGGCUUCUCUGAAAGUAACAGGCUGUCUAUUAUUAUUAUUAAGUGCCAGGACACAAAAUAUUGACAUUUAUCAUAAACAGCUGAUUGCAAUAAGCAAGAUGCAAUGGUAUUAAGGUAGAAGAAACAUUCUAGGUGAGAUGGAAAGUCUUGUCUGUUCCAGCAUCAUUUUCUUCAUAGUGGCCAGUUGCAGAUUGUCUGUGAACUUAGUAGUUCUGUAGGCUAACCAGCAGGAGCUUGUCUGGUCUCCUUUUACAAGUAUCCACUUUUGUAACUAUAUUCAUAGUUUGUAGCAAUAAAUUCACCCAGAAUGGUGGCCUAUACAAAGAAGUGCUUUCUGCCAUACACCCUGGAUCUUCUGCCAUUUAAUUCCGUAGUAGUAUCUGCAUUUAUGUUAUUACUAGCAAGGAAGAAAAACUUCUCUAUUUACCUUAUGACUUACACCUUUCUCUCUUACAUACCUCCUUUUGUCACUGUUUGCUUGUUUUCUGAACUAUAAUGUCCAAAACACUUUAUCACAGCUGCUACUUUGAUCAUUUGGAUAACUUUUUUCUGCAGUUUCCUGUGCUAGGAUGUCCAUGUUAAGCUAACAUGGCUGGAGUUGUACACAGUAUUCCAGUCUAUUCAACCAUAGACAAAUAUGGGCUGCUUGAUUGUCAGUUCCUUUCAUCAUAUAGCUAACUGUUCCCUUGUAUGAACUAUCCCUGUUUCAUAGGCAUGGGAUGCCAGUGACACACAUUGAUCAGCUUCAGAAUCUUUUCUCAAUGGCUUCCACCGGUUCAGACACCGUUAAUGUUUGCCAAACUAGAACAUCUUGUCUCAGCAUAGUUGCCUUUUCACUUGCUUAGUCUGAAGUGCAUUUGUCGUUUUGUUGUCCAACUCAGAGAUUUUGUAAGGCAGUGCUCUCUAAGCAUUUUUAAAGGGAAAUUUAAUAAGGUAAAACACUUUAUUGAUACGAAGUCCUGUGUACCAAAUUUGUAAACUUUGCUGACUCUUAAAUUAUGUGAUGAAAGAAAACCAUAUUUUUAGUAAUGUAUUAAUCAAAUUGUUUUGUUUUGUUUUGCAUUUGUAUAUAUAAUAGUUUUGGCCAAGGAGAGUUCUUAGAAAUGAGUGGAUUAGAGAAUGCUGAACAGGUGCUAAAACGGUUUCAUUGUUUUACCUAGUUAUUUAUGUAGAACGAGUAAAUAUGAGUUAAUAGAAGACCCCUGUUGGCACUGUGGCUGAAUUAUCUGUAUAUUAGUCAGAAAUAGGAAGGAUUAAUGGGAUGAUUAACAC
This is a messenger RNA of Candoia aspera, 4043 nucleotides long. RefSeq names its product interleukin 17 receptor A (gene IL17RA). The record is from RefSeq and is a predicted model, not a curated record. Gene Ontology annotation, molecular function: interleukin-17 receptor activity. NCBI's taxonomy places the organism in Eukaryota, Metazoa, Chordata, Lepidosauria, Squamata, Candoiidae. Bases 59 to 2584 code for a protein of 841 amino acids. The transcript has 12 exons.